GUUUUGUGUGUACUUUUCUAUAUAUUUUUGUUCCCCGUCGGAAUCUGUUUUCAAGGGGUAAAGAUGCCUCUCCAUGGCACAGCUGAUUACGUCACUGAAGCCGGACAUGAUUAAUAUUUUCUGGAAGGUCGCCGAAUCGAUAUAUUGUCGUACCUAGAACUAGAGUAACGUUUGAUAUUUUGUUGACAUUUUGUUUACUUUGCGGAAUAUUUAGUAUUCUUAGAUUAGAGGGUACCGUAACAAGCGAUGUCUAAUAUUGACGACAAUAACAGCGAGGGAUCAGGAGAUACAGAAUGCGAAAAUGGGGAUGGGAAGAAAGAAAAAGAAACUGAAAAGAUCCUGAUUAUAGAUCCAGACAGCGAAGAGCUGGAUUUUAAUCACACACGGUUAUCGAAAUUAGAAAAUUUAGAACCAUUAACCAAAGUAAGAAAACUUUGCUUCACGUGGAACUUAAUAAAGAAAAUUGAAAACCUUGACACGCUUGUCACUUUGGAAGAAUUGGAGUUACGAGAUAACCAAAUUACAGUUAUUGAAAAUUUAGAUGCUCUUGUAAAUUUGCAAGUGUUGGACCUUUCUUUUAAUCGAAUUAAAAAAAUAGAAGGAUUGGAGAAAUUGCUCAAUUUACAGAAACUGUUUUUGUCAUCCAACAAAAUAUCUCAUAUUGAAAAUAUUUCCCACUUGAAAAGUCUUACUGUACUCGAGUUAGGAGAUAACAAGAUUCGAGAAAUCGCCAAUUUGGAAGGUUUGGGAAAUCUGACAAGCCUUUUCCUUGGAAAAAAUAAAAUUUCGAAAAUUGAAAAUUUAGAAACUCUACAAAACCUUGAAGUUUUGAGUCUGCAAAGUAAUCGACUAACAAAAAUUGAGAAUUUGGAGCAGCUGAAGAAACUAGAUCAAUUAUAUUUGUCCGAGAAUGGAUUAACCAAUAUUGAAGGAUUGGAAGAAUGUUUAAAACUAACUACUUUAGAUCUGGCAAAUAAUAAGAUUAAAAAAAUUCAAAAGAUUGACCAUCUGAAUAACUUAGAAGAAUUCUGGAUGAAUACUAAUCAAAUAGAGGAUUGGACAACGGUAGAAAUCUUAACUGCGAAUAAGAAACUGAAGACUGUAUAUCUAGAGAUGAAUCCAAUUGCCAAGGAUUCCAACUACCGAAGAAAAAUUAAGUUGCUGCUGCCGUGGCUUGUGCAGUUAGAUGCAACUCUUUGUAGAUGAAUUUUGAAUGUAUAUACGAUAUAAACACAGUAUGAAAGAAAUCGGAAGAACAACUACAUAUGAAAUUUUUGAAGACUAUACAAGUUUAGAAUUUCAUAAUACAAAUAGAACAAAGUAAAUUUGUAUUAUUAUGCCAGUAGCAUUUUUUAGGAAUUCUUUGUACAAAAAUGAUGGAAUCUGCAAUGAAAGAUGCUAUUUCUUUCUAAAAUGUCAAACAUCAAAACGGUACUGUAUUUAAAAAUGCUGUUAGAGUACCAGUCUAGUAUUUUAUGUAAUGUUUAUUUUAUUAGAACAGUAGUAUAUCUAUUUCCAUUCUUGCACAUUCUCUGAAUAUGCAAGAUAUAAUUUAGUUGUUUUAACAUAUUGCUGAUGACAUUUAAAAGAAGAGUUCCAUAAUCAGUACAAUUACUUUUCAUUUACAUAUAAGGAUAUUUUUCUGUCCAAAAUGGUGCCCAUUAUCUGCCUACAAAAAAAGAUUUCUCAGUAUUGAUUUACAUUGUUUUACAUAAAAUACAUUAAACUCCAAACUACUCAGCAAAAUGUUACUGUACGUUCAUUACGUUUAUGUCAAUGUUUCAUUUUCUGUCAUUAAGAUUCAAGCUUAAUUCAUCUAUAUGGUGCAUUUUUACAUUAUUCUAUUUAUAUCUGAAAAACAUCAAAUAUAAAACCAGCAUUGUAACAAAUGUGUAUCUACACCAGCAUUGCAUCUGUUAUGUCCUAUUCCACAUUGUCAUUCCUUUUUUUAAUUGUUAAUUAGUAACUUUAAUUAUAAAUAAUUGACUGUCGUAUACAAUACUACAAGAACCACUAAUUAUAUUGUACAACAUUGUAACAAGAGGCUUAUUUAUAUUCAUUAGAGAUCAUUUUCCCUGUUUCUUUAAGACAAUCAUCAAGCAUGUGUUACAUAUUUUAACCUGUGAUCCUGCUUCUAAUUUUUUACAAUGUUUAUUAUGAAUUUAUUUUGAAAGCAUGUACGAAAUGUAAGAAACAAAUAAAGGAAAAUAAAAUGUCUCAACCAUGUAUGGUUGGAUACCGAUGUUGUA
Messenger RNA from Orussus abietinus, 2249 nucleotides. RefSeq names its product protein phosphatase 1 regulatory subunit 7. Gene Ontology annotation, molecular function: protein binding. The transcript is spliced from 5 exons. Bases 247 to 1206 code for a protein of 319 amino acids. The record is from RefSeq and is a predicted model, not a curated record. Lineage: Eukaryota; Metazoa; Arthropoda; Insecta; Hymenoptera; Orussidae.